AUGUCACAUAUCAUGGGUGCAGUUUCCGCCAUAGUUGUAUUAUUAUGUGUCCUCGGAUUCUUGGUUUUCAGGCAAAGAAGAAGAGACAAGGACAUCGAUGAUGACCCAUUUCUACCUUCCGGUUUAUGUCGUGAGUUUUCAUUGUCGGAGAUCAAAGCCGCCACCAGAAACUUCAAUGAGGGUUCCAUUAUCAGUGUUGGUGGGUUUGGCCGCGUGUACAAAGGGAGCAUCGAUGCUGGAGGCUCUUUAUUUAUAGGCAAGGAGAAAGCUUCACAUGAUGGAGGCUGA
Molecule: messenger RNA, 288 nt
Organism: Prunus armeniaca (apricot)
Lineage: Eukaryota; Viridiplantae; Streptophyta; Magnoliopsida; Rosales; Rosaceae
Source: the annotation of a GenBank genome assembly